AUGAUUGGCGCACCCACGGCAGCGUUCGAGCCUCCGGUGGUUUGUUCAGUAGUGGGCGUCGAGCCGCUGGCGCUGGCGAAAGAACUGGGGGUCCAGGCCAUCGUCGAAAGGAUCACACAGACCAUCGUGUGCAACGGCAGGGUAACGAGGCCUGGUGGCGACGGGGGUGGGAAUACCGGAGAACGAGGGUUAGAACGAAGUCUGGACGUGACCGUCACGACUUUUGAGAAUCUACAUGAGCGUCGACGCCGCCCGCUUUCAUGUCCUUCCUCCCCCGCGCAACAGCGAAAACAGAAGCAGCAGCACCACGGCCACCCGUUGUCGCCACCUCGGCUACCCCGGUCUCCAACACGAUCGCAGUCAUCGGUGACUGAUGGCUCAAACAAGCCCAAGCGCCCGAACGAAGACGUGGAGCGGCUCAGGCGAGUCGUGCGAGACGCCAUGUCGUCGACGCAACCAUCGCCUUCAUCCUUGUUGUCUCCCAACGGGGGAUUUUCAUCAGAGGGGAGAGAACACGGUGGCACGCAUCACCCGCAGUGGUCACAGAAGCAUGAGGCCUGUCUGUCGGAGAUGAGACGAAAGCUGAGGGAGACGUGUUCUCCCUUGCUGAGAGCCAAGGACCCAGCCGUUCUGGUCGCAGCUCUAUUGAGACGGCAGGGGGCGGUCAUCAGGCAGCUGGACGACGCCGUCCUGUCGUUGGAAGAUACUGCCGAAGCACUGAACGCCUUAGUGUCGGUGUCGUCUCGAUUGAGGAUGGCUGGCGUCAGGUGA
Messenger RNA from Ectocarpus siliculosus, 771 nucleotides. NCBI's taxonomy places the organism in Eukaryota, Phaeophyceae, Ectocarpales, Ectocarpaceae. The record is from the annotation of a GenBank genome assembly.